Messenger RNA from Centruroides sculpturatus (bark scorpion), 674 nucleotides. RefSeq lists its product as uncharacterized. The transcript has a single exon. Bases 186 to 653 code for a protein of 155 amino acids. NCBI's taxonomy places the organism in Eukaryota, Metazoa, Arthropoda, Arachnida, Scorpiones, Buthidae. The record is from RefSeq and is a predicted model, not a curated record.
CCACACCCCCAACAUCAAUUGAUCAUCAAGGAAGAUACAAUUCACCUACAGUAAACAAAGUUGCAGUCUUAUUAGUCGACAAAGACAAAGGACCUAGGGAUAUAGUGAUUCAUUAUAAAGAUGGCCAUCUAAAAAGAGUAUCUGAAUUACACCGAAUCCUUUGCAAUCCUUUGCAAUACCCUUUAAUGUUUGUAAAAGAUGAAGAUGGUUAUUAUUUGACAAUCCCUCAACAAAAUUCAGCAAGGAAUAAAACUGUUUUAUGUAUGCAGUUUUAUGCAUAUAGGAUGAUGAUCAGAGCAGACUGUUUUAAUCCCUUACAUUAUUACAGAGAUUUGUUCAGUCAAUACUGUGUUGACAUGAUGGCUAAAAUGAUAUCAGAAAGACUAAAUUACAUACUUCAAAAUCAACAACUGAGAGCUGACAACUGUAUACAUCUACGAGAUGCUUUAAAUCAGGAUGCUAAUGUGAACCCUGCAAAUAUUGGACAACACGUCAUCUUGCCUUCAACUUUCAUGGGAUCCCCGCAUUAUAUGCAUGAAAAAACUCAGGAUGCUAUGACGUAUGUCCUAAACUACAUGAGACCAAAUUUAUUUGUGAUAUUUACUUGCAACCCGGAAUGCCCACAGAUUAAGGAACAGCUAUUACUUGGAUAGCGGUCAUUUGAUUGUCAUGAC